This is a messenger RNA of Dissoconium aciculare CBS 342.82, 572 nucleotides long. RefSeq lists its product as uncharacterized. The transcript has a single exon. The record is from RefSeq and is a predicted model, not a curated record. The coding region runs from base 95 to 475 and encodes 126 amino acids. NCBI's taxonomy places the organism in Eukaryota, Fungi, Ascomycota, Dothideomycetes, Mycosphaerellales, Dissoconiaceae.
ACGCCAUGUUUCGCACUCACUUGUCAUCGCGUGAUACUCGGCGUUGCUCUUUCCGUUGCGAUUCCGCACAGUUGCGGACAAAUCAGCCAGCAACAUGGCUUCUGUUAUCAAGCGAUUUGAACCCGUAUUAUCGAUCGGAGCAUCACACACGGCUUGGACGCGAUGCGCAUUGGGAUUCGGCGGCGCAGGCAGUUUCAUCCACGGUAUCUUGCUCCUUUGGGUCAACCGUGCAUCAUUCUUCCACAGUCUGGCUCACCUCCACGAUCACCACCGGGGAAGAGCUCACAAACAGGAGGCGCUGAAAUGUACGGAAGAGGUGCGGAAUAUCAUUCCUUUCCUUCUGACUAUUGGGGGCGCAGAAAAUGUUGUUUACGAUCACGAGGGCUGGCUUUUCCUACCGUUUCUCUCUAUCUCCCCCUCUCUAUUCCGUUUCAUUCUCUUUGCUUUUCUAGCCUUUCUCGAGACUUGUACUUGAUAUCUACCCGCUGUCUGUUCCCAUUCCGUCUCUGGCUUGUACUGCUCUUUAUUCCCUGACUCUCUCGCGCGAGCAUUUAGCGAGUUUAGAAAAGCAG